AUGAAAUCAUUACUGUGUGUUACUGUUUUAUACAUAGUUUCAUCAGUCCGAAGCGAAGAAACCAUCGUCGUUACGGAUGAUGUGGCCGUGUCCGAGUUGUUCUCGUUUCGCGUAGAACCUCGCCUUUUCAACUGGACCUACGAAGGUCUUAGCGAACAGUUUCAAUACAGGACGUCUCUAGCAAAUAAACCAGAUUUGCCCGCAUGGGUCCGCUACAUGUACAGCACGGAGUACCAUUCCGGCUUUCUGUACGGCACACCACCGGUCAAAACCUCCGACUCCAAAGUGCCCAUCGAAAUAAUUGCCCUCAAUCGCCUGACGUACGAGACGAAGCGGAUGGUGCUCCUUCUAUCGGUGCAUCGGAAGAAACCGGCCAAAAACUCGAUCCAGAUGAAGAUAGACAACCUCAACUGGGUGCACAUGAUGGAUCCGGGACGUAUAGAAAACCUUAAAAACAUCUUCCGCAACGACCUGUGGCCAGAGAGCCGCCCCGAUUUACAUGUCGUGUUUAUGGAUUCAGCCGUUAAGCUUGGCGCGAGACUUCCGCUUCGUCCUCAGCAACGCGAAGGGGUUGUCGUUCAUCUCGGCAGCAAUGCGGACUUCUCCGACAGGAUGCUGGAUCUCCACAAGGAAGUGAAACCGCUUUACAAAAUACCUUCCUGCACCUACAAACGCACCUCCGUUCAGACGACCUUUGAGAAUUCGGGAUUCAAACUAGAUUGGUGUGCCUUCCGCUUGACGGCUACCGAGGACGAUAUUACCGCGUUGCCCCACCAUCCUGUAGAUAACUUGAAGCACGGCGGCGGCCGUAAGGAUGUUCACGGACAGCACAUGAUGAAAUGGGACGCGCCGCACAAGUCGGAACUCCCGGAACGUAACUACAGCGACGAGGUGGCCAUAUCCUUCGCUAUUCCGGGCAUGAUUUUCGCCCUACUUCUCUGCGGACUGACCAUCAUUCUUUGCUUCCAGCACGAAAAACUCCAGGAUGACGAUUCUGAGUAUUAUUUCAAUUAUGUUUUCUUCAUUUGUGCUGAUUUCGUUAGGAUGCAGAAAAGUUCCAAACACGAGUACAGCAUGGCAGCGUCGAACGUCCAAAUGGUGCAAUACUCACCGGACGAUAUUCAAUCGACCAUCAAGCUGAAAAGCAUCCGUGACGCACCGUUCGACGACAACCUUUCGAUAAGCCCAACGGACAGUUUUUAUCGGGAGGGAAGUCCCCACAUCGGUAACAUGUACAUGCGGCCGAAGCCACCGCCCUACAAGCUGACCGGGAACAGCAAAUCCCCGGCACCAGUUCAGCGCAAUGGAGGAAUUGAAAUAUGACAAUCGGAGCCAAGAAUAUUAUUUUGUUAGAUUCUCAAGUGUGUUUGGUGAACAAGAUC
Anopheles coustani is the source of this 1382-nucleotide messenger RNA. It is a transcript of the gene Scgalpha, whose product is annotated as epsilon-sarcoglycan. The coding region runs from base 1 to 1323 and encodes 440 amino acids. The transcript has 5 exons. NCBI's taxonomy places the organism in Eukaryota, Metazoa, Arthropoda, Insecta, Diptera, Culicidae. Gene Ontology annotation, cellular component: membrane; sarcoglycan complex. The record is from RefSeq and is a predicted model, not a curated record. Gene Ontology annotation, molecular function: calcium ion binding.